Rotaria socialis is the source of this 1065-nucleotide messenger RNA. The record is from the annotation of a GenBank genome assembly. NCBI's taxonomy places the organism in Eukaryota, Metazoa, Rotifera, Eurotatoria, Philodinida, Philodinidae.
AUGUGCUCAACUGAGCCAAUGGGACCAACAUCGAUUUUAGCAUCGAAAAAAUUAUCAAAUAAAAAAAUAUCAUUAAAAAUGGUUGAAAAACGUCUUAAACAUUUACGAGAGGAAUUAAAGAAUUUGACACAACGUAACAUAACUGAUGUAACAAGUAAUCUUCUUAAUGAACUACAAUCCAGUAAUAAUGAUGAACAUCAUGUGCAAUAUAAAAAACGUGUAAAUCAUUUGUUAAGAUUACAUGAUAAACAAGUAAAUAAUUUAAAUCUCUGGCGUUUUUUUCGAUCCCAUACAAUUGAACACAUGUACGGAUAUGAAUUACGGCAGUCCGAUGAAACAUUUCAAACGAAAAGAAAUGAUUUUAAAUCGAAAUUAUUAUCAAUAUAUAAUGACAAACGUCGUUAUUUAGAUUUUGAACAUCAAAAUGUAAAUAUUCGUCGUCGUCAGUUUCCCAAUCAUGAACAAUUUAUGCUCAAUAAAACAAAUAAUAAUAAUAAUAUUAUUCAAUUCGAUGGACAUAAUCAUCAUCCAAAUGAAUCUGCUCAACAACAACAACAACAACAACGACCAACAUACAAUUUAAGACGAACAGUAGUAAAUGAUUUAAUUUCUGAAAAUGCGCCAACAACGUCAUUAAAAGAUUUAUCUAUAUUUAGUAGAAGUAGCUCUGUAUUACCACCAUUUGGUGGUAUUGAGUUACAACGUUGUUUAUCAAAUAAUGAUAUUGAAAAAGAUAUAAAAGAUAUUCAAGAUGGUCUCUCUCAUAAUGAAAUAACAAUUGAAAAAGAUUCGUCAGAAAUUAAAAUCGACGAUUUACAAUCUAAAUCUGUUAUUGAUGUUCGAAUUGAAGACGGUCGUUUAUGGUAUCAACGAGCAUGGUUCUCCCGUAAUUCGCCGAUACUUUUAGUUUUUGAUGAUCUUGAAAUAGUUCCUGCACUUGUUUUAACGGUGGGUCGAAAUGAUUUACUUGUACGUCGUUCGGGAACAAACAUAAAACAUCGUGUUAGUCUUUCACUUUUGUAUGAUGGUCAUUUAGCUAUUCGAAAACGUAAUUGUAUCUUUUAA